Naegleria gruberi is the source of this 1152-nucleotide messenger RNA. RefSeq lists its product as uncharacterized. Gene Ontology annotation, biological process: medium-chain fatty acid catabolic process; medium-chain fatty acid biosynthetic process. The record is from RefSeq and is a predicted model, not a curated record. The transcript has a single exon. The coding region runs from base 1 to 1152 and encodes 383 amino acids. Gene Ontology annotation, molecular function: acetylesterase activity; monoacylglycerol lipase activity. NCBI's taxonomy places the organism in Eukaryota, Heterolobosea, Eutetramitea, Acrasida, Naegleriidae.
AUGCCAACCUUACUGUUACCAAUUAGAGAUUUAUUCCUUGGAUCUGAUAAUUUACAAUUUGAAACCAAGUUUUAUGAGGAUUUUGAUCCAUCUUUGGAGGAUAUUUGUUUGGAUUUUUAUAAACCUAAAAAGGAAUCAAAUGAAAAGAAACCAACACUACUUGUAUUUCCAGGGAUUACAGGAUCUUCAGAAUCGUACUAUAUUCACAGCUUAAUUAGAAGUGUUGAGGAUGAAUACAAUAUUGUAGUUUUUAAUAGACCUGGAUGUCAUUCACAGAGAAAUAUUAAAUUGAAGAAGGCAAAAUUCUUCCUCAAUUCACAUAAGAGAACUGUUGAAAGAGUUAUUGAUAUAGUAUCAAAGUCCUAUGAAGGAGCUGAGAUUUUACUUGUUGGUUAUUCAGCUGGUGGGGUCAAUAUUACCAAACAAUUGGGAUCAACAAAAGUGAAAAAGAAUCCAAAGGUUAUUGGAGCAGUGACUGUUUCACAACCUUUUGAUAUGCUAGAAACUCUUUCUUCUUUGGAAACCAAUCCUGCCUAUAACAAGUUUAUGGUCACAUUUAUUAUGAAUGUUUUCAAUAACAAUCAGGAAUUGAUUAAGAGGGAAUUACCUCACUUGGACGACGAACUUAUGAAAAAGUGUAAGACUGUUAAACAUAUUGAUACCUUUCUUACUCAACCAAUGCACGAUUUGAAUGAUAUUAACAUUGAUUUUUAUAAUAAGAGAUCAACAUUUAUGAAACAUUUACAAAGAAUUUCAGGAGAAAAGACACUCACACGUGUCAAGACAACUGUGAAUCAAUUGGGAGAAGAUAUCUACUAUGAUGAAAGUAAUGAGGAAGAAUCAUCUCAUAAUAACUCAUCAAGAGAUGAAGAAUAUCAUGCUCCAGUAUUUUGCAUAUUGGCCAAAGAUGACCAAGUCAUUACAUAUGAUUCAGCCAAAAUGUCUGAAAUUGUUCAUGCCAAUGGAGCUAAGAAUUUAUAUAUUAUUGAGACACAACACGGGGGUCAUUGCUCUUUCCUUUCUCAAUAUUCUCCUUGGGCUCCUUUGGCAUUGAACUUUGAACAAGCAUUUUCAGACAAGGUCACAUCCCAAGCAUUGAGAGCGAUUGUAAAGAAAUAUAAAACUUUCCAAGCCAAGUCUGAGAAUAAAUAA